AUGUUAUCAAAUAAAAUAUUAUCUGCUAUUUGUACGACUACUAAUGCUAUUCAACAUUAUAAAGCUCUCAAUAUUUUAACAAAUGAUUGUUUUAAAACAACUUUUGAAAAUCAACAAAAACUUUCAAUUGAAAAGAAAAUUAAAAAUAAUUCUCCAUUAUAUGAUCGUCCAAUUUUAAAAAAAGAUUAUUUUUGUUUAUGUAAUACAUUAAUAAUAUGUGCUUCGAAAAUGUUUGCUAAUUUUCAUGCAUCUUAUACAAGUACUAUUCUAUAA
Messenger RNA from Rotaria sordida, 273 nucleotides. Lineage: Eukaryota; Metazoa; Rotifera; Eurotatoria; Philodinida; Philodinidae. The record is from the annotation of a GenBank genome assembly.